Oncorhynchus kisutch (coho salmon) is the source of this 3298-nucleotide messenger RNA. RefSeq names its product intraflagellar transport 74 (gene ift74). Gene Ontology annotation, molecular function: beta-tubulin binding. The transcript is spliced from 20 exons. Gene Ontology annotation, biological process: cilium assembly; intraciliary transport involved in cilium assembly. The record is from RefSeq and is a predicted model, not a curated record. Gene Ontology annotation, cellular component: cilium; intraciliary transport particle B. The coding region runs from base 186 to 1985 and encodes 599 amino acids. Lineage: Eukaryota; Metazoa; Chordata; Actinopteri; Salmoniformes; Salmonidae.
UUCCCCCAAAGUCUCGCGGUAAUGGUUGGUUGCUGUGGUAACGUCAAAAGAAGUGUACUGCUAGCUAGCUUGCUUGCUACAACAAAAAUACAAACAAUCAAUUCACAGUCAAGUCAUAUUGAGCGGUUUGACACCUAUACAAAACACGAGGAUUUUGUGGAGAGGAGAGAAACCAGUGUGAAUAGAUGGCGAGCCAGAGGCCACCGUCAGGUAGACCGAUGAGUCGGGGGUCUCUUGUACCAGGGACUGGGAGACCUCCAACUGCCAUCAGACCUCCACCCACAGCCGUUAGGGUCGGAACUGGGAUUGUUCCGGGUACUGGGCGUCCUGGAACCAGAGGAGGAGCCCUAGGGACCCCUGGUGUUCUCUCUGCUCAAAUUAAAGUGGCCGACCGGCCAGUCACCCAGCAGGGCCUGAGCGGCAUGAAGACUGGCAUGAAGGGACCUCAGAGGCAGAUUCUGGAUAAAUCCUACUACCUUGGCCUUCUCAGGAGUAAGAUCAACGAACUGACAACGGAGACCAGCAAACUGCAGAAGGAGAUUGACACCUUCAAUCAGGAGAACUCUGUUUACCUCUCCUAUGAGAAAAGAGCAGAAGGACUUGCUGGUGAACUGAAAGAUCUACAGGGACAACUGGCAGAUUACAACAUGCUAGUUGACAAGUUGAACACCAACACUGAGAUGGAGGAAGUGAUAAAUGACUUCAAUAUGUUGAAAGCACAGAACGACCGAGAGGCUCAAAGUAUGGAUGUCAUAUUCACAGAAAGACGAGAGAAGGAGGAGAUGAUCCGUGCGGUGGAGGAGGAGAUGGAGAGGGAGAAGCAGGCCGCUGAUGACAUCAUCAAAAAGAUGUCUCCAGAGAAACAGGACCAGUACGCUGCCAUGAAGGCCAGCAACGACGAGCUGCUACAGGAGCUGGAUGGUCGUCAGGAAGAGCUGGACACCCUCAUAACACGGAAGGAGACGUUUGAAGCAGAGCUGUAUCACUCCCAGGUGAAACAGGAAGCUGUGUUACUACACGAGAAGCUUCAGGAGCUGGAGCUGAAGAGAGACGCCAUGGUGGCAGAGGACAAGAGCAUGGGAUCGCCCCAGGAGGAGAGGGACAGGCUGUUUAAACAGGUAAAAGAAGACAACCAGGAAACAGCAAGCAUGGAAAGACAGUUGACUGAGAUGCGUGAGAAGAUGAGCCUGAUCAACGAGGAGAUCCGACAGCUUGACAAUAACAUGGAGGAACACCAAGGUGAACGAAACCAGAAGUACAAAGAACUAAAGAAGAGAGAUGAGACUAUGGACAGUUUUCUGGAUUCAUUUGAUGAGACUAAAGCUACAGAGGUGGAGAAAAACCGUCAGACACAGGCCAUCAUCGUAGCUCUACUGGAACACUCCAGCAGAAACAUGAACCGGAUGCGCCAGAUCUCGUCGGUGACGGCCAGUGAGCUCAAGUCCAUGCAGGAAGACCUGAGCUUCAAGGAGACAGAGAUGCACAAGUCCCAGAACACAGCCAAGGGCCUGUCUUCAGAGAACCACCGUCUGACCCUUGACCUGCAGAAGGUAGAGCAGCUGGAGAGUAAGAUCAACACAGAGCUGACCAGCCUGAAGGACAGGAUAGAGACCAUGACUCAGGAGCUGGAGACGUACAGCAACCUGGACAAUCUAAAGGCUGCUGGAGAGGACAAGAAGAAGAGGCUGCAGGAGGACAGAGUAUCCCUGGCCCAGAGGAGAGACGGCUUUCACAAGGUCAUGCAGAAGAUGAAUGAGGUGUAUGAAGCUCUGAAAACACAGCUACAGGACAAUGAGACACAUGCUCAGCUGACCAAUCUGGAGAGGAAGUGGCAACAUCACGAGCAGAACAACUUCGUCAUGAAAGAGUUCAUCGCCUCUAAGGGUAUGGAGAGCGACUACCGUCCGGUGGUGAAGACUGUCUCCAGGCAGCUGGCAGAGUACAACAAGAUCCUCAUAGACACCCUGCAGGGAACCAAGAUCUAGGAACUGACUCGGGGACAAGGACAGCAACAUCUUCCUCUCUCUGGAGGCAGUCUCCAUGUCCCACUUCCUGCAUCAACCCCUCUGUCAUACACUACCGUUUAAAAGUUUGGGGUCACUUAGAAAUGUCCUUAUUUUUUAAAGGAAUGCCUUCUUUUUAUUGUCCAUUAAAAAUAUCAUCAAAUUGAUCAGAAAUUCAGUGUAGACAUUGUUAAUGUUGUAAAUGACUAUUGUAGCUGGAAACGGCUGAUUUUUUAUGGAAUAUCUACAUAGGCGUACAGAGGCCCAUUAUCAGCAACCAUCACUCCUGUGUUCCAAUGGCACGUUGUGUUAGCCAAUCCAAGUUUAUCAUUUUAAAAGGCUAAUUGAUCAUUAGAAAACCCGUUUGCAAUUUUGUUAGCCCAGCUGAAAACUGUUCUGAUUAAAGAAGCAAUAAAACUGGCCUUUAGACUGUUAUUUUGCCCAUCUUAAUCUUUUCUUUUUAUUGGCCAGUCUGAGAUAUGGCUUUCUCUUUGCAACUCUGCCUAGAAGGCCAGCUUCAGAUUCUUGGCAAUUUCUCACAUGGAAUAGCCUUCAUUUCUCAGAACAAGAAUAGACUGAUGAGUUUCAGAAGAAAGUUCUUUGUUUCUGGCCAUUUUGAGCCUGUAAUCAAACCCACAAAUGCUGAUGCUCCAGAUACUCAACUAGUCUAAAGAAGGACAGUUUUAUUGCUUCUUUAAUCAGGACAACAGUUUUCAGCUGUGCUAACAUAACUGCAGAAGGGUUUUCUAAUGAUCAAUUAGUAUUUUAAAAUUAUAAACUUGGAUUAGGUAACACAACAUGCCAUUGGAACACAGGAGUGAUGGUUGCUGAUAAUGGACCUCUGUACUCCUAUGUAGAUAAUUCAUAAAAGAUCUGCUGUUCCCAGCUACAAUAGUCAUUUACAACAUUAACAAUGUCUACAGUGUAUUUCGGAUCAAUUUGAUGAUAUUUUAAUGGACAAAUGUGCUUUUCUUUCAAAAACAAGGACAUUUCUUAUUGACCCCAAAUGAUUGUGUGCGUAUGGGUUGACAGAUAUAUAUAUAUAUAUAUAUACUAUACUAUAUACUCAACCAAAUAUGAUAUACGUAUGUGUUUGAGCAGGGAUAUACUGGACUCAAACCGCAUAUGAGACCCAAUUGUAUAAUGAUAACAAAGUGUCUUGAAUCAUCCUUCUAUGUAGUUACAUUUGACAUAUUUCAAACGUUGUACCAUUUCUCUGUAGUUCCAUUACUGUCAAUACAACAUGUUCUGUAGCGUCGUUUUGCUUUCUUUCUUGAUAAAACGGUUUGACCAAC